ACUCACAGCAUCAUCAGCCCUGCAGGUCCAAAAUUGAUUGGAAAAAAAUAACAUUACUCAACAUGGAGACUGCCGUGUUCAACUGCUGGCUCCUUUUUCUGCUGUUCAGCCCAACAGUUCCCAUGUGUUUACCCACAGACUUCACCCUGUAUGUGGAGAAGCCAGAGUGUGACUUCUGUGUGGCGAUCAACACCACUAUCUGCAUGGGAUUUUGCUACUCAAGGGACAGCAACAUGAGGGACAUAGUUGGCCCCCGCUUCCUUAUCCAGAGAGGCUGCACCUAUGACAAGGUGGAGUACCGUACCGCCGUACUGCCCGGCUGCCCCAUUGACUCCAACCCUGUUUUCACCUACCCUGUGGCUGUCAGCUGCCACUGCGGUGCCUGCAGGACUGACAGUGAUGAGUGCGCACACAGAGCCGGUGGGGACAGAGCUAGGUGCACCAAACCAGUUAGACGGAUCUACCCAUACCCUGGUCAGAGCAACUACAUGAUCCCUUUCUGAUUGUAUUGUUUUUGUUCUCAUUGUGUCUUUUUUUGUUAAAGUUACUGAGCACGACUGCACGAUCCAAGAAUGUUUUUUUUUUGUUUUUUGUAAACAUACGCCAUCCUUUAGCUUGUGAUGGAUACAGUGAUAUCUGCCUGUACUGUUACCUAUUGUACCAGUUUUAUUGUGCCUUUGUUGCCCAACGCGUCUGUCCUGCAGCUCUGCUUCUCAGUUUACAAUGGGGGUUUAUCCUGGUGCGUAUUUCUGAUUGCUCUUGUACACUCAUUUGUGUUUGACUUUUUAUGUUUAAUUUGAAAGGGAUACUCUGAAUGCAACUCAAUUAAAGCUAAAUUCUCUAAAUAGCUCUCUGACUAAGCUGCACUUGACUUAAUCAGAUCCUGUGUUAGACCACAGCUUUCUGUUUACAACAUGACAAACAGGCCAUCAUGCUCCACAAUGUCACCUCAGGAUACUAUAUUUGCCUCCACAGUCAUUCUGGAAGCACAUGAUUGUUGACACACCACUUAUUAUUUAAUGGAUUAUCAGGGACAGUGUCAAACCACAAAGCUUUGGAACAACACACACCAAAGAGAAUCAGGAAUCGCCGAACACCAGACUUACAUUGGGAAUUUGUUAUAUGUAGAGUUUGUCUGUAGUUUCGCAUUCACAAAGGGAAUUUGAGAGGACAGCUGGAGCUUAUUAAUAGCUCAACAGUUCACAAUGGGAGAAUGUAUGAGCGGUCCAUCAUGUGGAUCUCUGCGACAUCACUCUUUCAUCUCUUUAUAUUAUAUUCUGUCACUUCUCUGUAUUAUAGUGUUCUGUUAGUGAGGGUUUUUAUG
This is a messenger RNA of Seriola dumerili (greater amberjack), 1324 nucleotides long. RefSeq names its product thyrotropin subunit beta-like (gene tshba). Gene Ontology annotation, cellular component: extracellular region; cytoplasm. Bases 63 to 503 code for a protein of 146 amino acids. Gene Ontology annotation, molecular function: hormone activity. Lineage: Eukaryota; Metazoa; Chordata; Actinopteri; Carangiformes; Carangidae. The transcript is spliced from 3 exons. Gene Ontology annotation, biological process: G protein-coupled receptor signaling pathway. The record is from RefSeq and is a predicted model, not a curated record.